Penicillium arizonense is the source of this 795-nucleotide messenger RNA. RefSeq lists its product as uncharacterized. The transcript is spliced from 8 exons. NCBI's taxonomy places the organism in Eukaryota, Fungi, Ascomycota, Eurotiomycetes, Eurotiales, Aspergillaceae. The record is from RefSeq and is a predicted model, not a curated record. Gene Ontology annotation, cellular component: fungal-type vacuole; endoplasmic reticulum. Gene Ontology annotation, molecular function: peptidyl-prolyl cis-trans isomerase activity. Gene Ontology annotation, biological process: protein folding; protein peptidyl-prolyl isomerization. Bases 1 to 795 code for a protein of 264 amino acids.
AUGUAUUUCCGGAACUUAUUCCUGUCUCUUUUUGUCGUCUUCGCUGUCGGCUUCGCGCUGGUCCAGGCUGAGGAGUCCAAGGAGCCCCGUGGCCCCAAGGUCACUAGCAAGGUCUACUUUGACAUCCAGCAUGGAGAGGAGCCUCUUGGCCGCAUUGUGUUCGGCUUGUACGGCAAGACCGUCCCCGAGACCGCUGAGAACUUCCGCGCUCUGGCUACCGGCGAGAAGGGCUUUGGUUACCAGGAUUCUACCUUCCACCGUGUUAUCAAGGACUUCAUGAUUCAGGGUGGUGACUUCACCAAGGGCGAUGGCACUGGUGGCAAGUCGAUCUACGGCAACAAGUUCAAGGAUGAGAACUUCAAACUCCGCCACACCAAGAAAGGUCUCCUGAGCAUGGCCAACGCCGGCAAGGACACCAAUGGCUCCCAGUUCUUCAUCACCACCGCCAUCACCUCUUGGCUCGAUGGACGUCACGUCGUCUUCGGAGAGGUCCUUGAGGGCUACGAGAUCGUUGACAAGAUCCAGAACGUUCCCAAGCUCCCCGGUGACAAGCCCAAGGAAGCUGUCAAGAUCGUCAAGAGCGGUGAGCUCCCCGUGGAGCAAGAGACUGAGGACAAAGAAAUCGACCAAGAGCCGGUCACCGAGCCGGUCACCGAGGCUCCCGAGAUCGUCAAGACAUCUUAUUCACUUCAGCCGCUGGUGAUUUUCUUCGUUCUGGUUGCUAUUGUGGGUGUCUGGAUUGCCCGCCGGCGCAGCCAGCAGCAACAGCAGGAGAAAGAGCACUAUGAUGCGUAA